GAACAGACAAGACAAUUUCAACGAAAAAAAACCACACGAAGUCGUGGGACAUUAUACAUAAGUAAUCAAUAAGACUAUGAAACCAACUUGCCAAAACACACCUCAAUUCGCUAAGACAAUCGAAAUAGCGCAACUAGUCCUGGAUGCGUGAAUUACAUCGACCAAUGAGAGGGCGGCGCGGGAGCAUGGAUGGACCAUAGAAUGCGCGUCAAUCCGGCGCCGGUAUACCUAUUCCUGCUGAUUUAUACGUGCGCACACGCAUUCAUUCCUGGCGCCGAUGGUCCAGUGUCGAGUCAGGAGGCGUUGGAAGGCGACAGCACGACGCUGCUCUGCGACUCCACCCCUGACACCAGCAACGACGAGCUGAUGCUGCUCGUGUGGUACAGGAACAACGCGCCCAUCUACAGCUUCGACGCUCGUAUUGGGGCAGAAUGGUCGAACCCACACUUCAACACGACAGGGCGGCUGGUGGCGGACCUGAACCAGCAGCCGACCGUCCUGACCAUCCAUCAUUUAAGAGCUGAUGACCAGGCACUCUUUCACUGCCGCGUCGACUUCGCACUUUCUCAGACCAGGAACUUGGGAGUCAACCUUACAGUUGUUGAACUUCCAUUCGAGCCGUUUUUUAUGGACGAACUCCACAACAAGGUGGACAAGAAAAUCGGACCUUACCACGAGGGAGACACCCUGGUUUUGACCUGCCUCGUCAUCGGAGGCCGACCGCCGCCCCGCAUCAGCUGGUACUCCGGCGAGACCCUGGUGGACGCGUCAGACUGCGACAGUGAGACCCCAGACAUCCGGGAGAACGAGCUGUACCUGCCUCUGACCCGGGAGAACGCUGCUGCGCUGUCUUGUAGAGCCUCCAACACCAGGCUCGCGCCUCCUGUCAUCGCCACGCUGGAGGUCGAACUUUAUUUGCCAGCAUACAACGUGUCGAUACAUUUCGUGGAGGGGACAGUGGAUGAGACCCUCCAGGUGGGGAAACCUGCUCUGAUCCACUGCCAGGCAUACGGGUCCCACCCGCCCCCUGACUUGUCCUGGUGGCUCGACCAUCGUCACCUCACGCAGCACAGCAAUCAGACAUGGAACAACAAAACGAAGGCAGCGACGUCGCAGCUGAUGCUGAUCCCGUCUGUGGUGGACAACGGAGCCACCCUGGCCUGCGUGGCAACCAACACCAUCAUGGAGCGCAGCCGGGGCUCCAAGGCUGACGUCAUCACGCUCAAUGUUACUUAUAGCCCAAUAGUAGAAGUGUCAAGAAUAGGAGACGGCAGACUGAAUGAAGUGGUAGAGCUCGACUCGCUGCACUUGGAGUGCGAGGUCCGAGCCAACCCGCCCGUCGAUAGGUUCAUGUGGUAUUUUAAUGAUAGUAGAAUAAUCGCUGGGAGUAUCUGGGGUGAUGAGGUGACGUCACACAAGCUGUACAUAGAGGAGGCGACACGGCAGCACGCCGGCCGGUACUCCUGCGCAGCCAGCAACAACGUGGGCGAGACCCGCGCCGAGCAUAUCAGUAUUACCGUCUUUUAUCCACCAGAAUGCACAGAACGGGGCAUCGUAUUAGUUAAAGAAACCCUCCACUGCAGAGUGAGAGCGCUACCAGCUCCAGACACGUUCUUCUGGCACGUCCAGCCUUCAGGCUUCGACGUUCAACACCUGACUACUGGCUCUGCCAUCCUUCCAUUAUCUCAAAUCACUGGACCGUUAUCAGGGAGUCUAAAAGCCAGCUGUGAAGCAGGGAACGGAGUAGCGUCUCAGGAGAAACCGUGUGAGAAGACCUUGAGCUUAGAGAGCUUGAGGCCUCAGCAACCGCAGCAGUGUGAUAUGGCGUAUGAGUAUGGAGAGUUCCAAAUGAGAUGUAUGCCAGUGGAGAACGCGACAUACUACGAAGUGUCAGUGUGGCGGAUGUCCACCACCAACACGUCUCUGAUCCUCGAGCGGCGAGGGUCUAUGGGAUUCGGCAGCGGGCAGGCCAUGGCGCAAGGUGGGGCUGCGUGGCUGGUUCGAGGAGGGCUGGGGAAACUGAAGUUUGGAGACGAGGCUGGAGCGUCAGCGUGCAACAGAUACGGCUGCUCACGCGCAUUGCUGCUGCGGCCGACGGAGAAUUUACUCCAUGCAGCUUCGCCGCCCUGGUGGCAUUUUCUCCUCGAGAAAGACGUGGGGAUAUCGCUAGGAGCAGUGGUCCUGGUCGCAGUAUUCCUCAUCUCGACAACCCUGGCAGUGCGGUUGGCCAGACGACCCCGGUCUAAGGCCCCGGCCCCCGUCAUCCAAGUGCUGCAGCUCGAUGAGGUGGCCAGGGACUACCUGGACAAUAUCGGAGAACAUAAAGUUCACGCGUCGUGCAGCCUACGCUCAUGCAGCAGCGCUUAUUCUGACAACUCGACUGAAUCAGCGCCACCUGUGGACAGACGACGGAAGCCUCGAGCACUUUGGGAUCAGUGGGAACCACCGCCUGACGUCACACUCACAUUACACCGAGAAAGCGCUGUCUAAAUAUUUGAAGCCAAUGCCAUCAGCGCCAUCUACCAGUUUGGAAUGAAACUAGCGUCAGUAUCGCCAAAAUUAUGGUUUUAUUUUAAUGGCCUAAAGAGACGAAAGGACUCCAGUGCCAAAACAGUAAAAACUUCUUUUAUAAGCGUAACGGUGGCCAUCUGUAAAUUGGUACUGGAACUACUGUUGAAAUUGUUAGAAGGAAAGUUUCCCUCACAUCAAACUGCUUCAAUAUUGAUAUAAAUAUUACAAACAUCGCAAAUUACAGUUUAUUUUCAAUAAACAGGUAGUACCAGAAACAGUACCCCUCUCCGGUUGAUUGAGGGGAGGCCUGUGCCCAGCAGUGGGACGUAUAUAGGCUGUUUAUGUGUACCAGAAACAGCACUGUAAUUUGAUAGAUUUUCCUGACAUAUUUACCCAGCGAAAACUCUCAUUUGUUAGAAAGAGAGAGAUAAUAAGGACAAAAAAGCGUGGUAGGGUCAAGCAUGCAUACUUACGUUUUAAAAAAGAAAGUUCUAUAAUAGGUAUUGUAUUAUACUUUCAAGUUAUUACUGGCCUAAUACAUAAAUUCCGGAAAUAUUCCCAUUAGGUAAGGAUAAAAAGAGAUUUCUGUCACAUCGGAACAAAUUAAAUUCGGCCCGUUUUGGCAAGAAAUAGGAUAAGUAUAAAGCAUGUUCUGUAAAUAUUGUUCCUGUUUCUCUUAUAUAUAUUGUAUAACGACUGAAAUCAUCUGAAAAACAAAAACUUCGUCAGAAUUUUCUAUAAUAAGUACCUUUUAAAGGGAAAAUGCAAACUUCCUUUUGCCUCCCCUUUUUAAAACUUGAAUACAGUCAGUAAUACACAACCAUUUUUUUUUAAUUUAUGAGAAUAAAAUGUCGCGUCAAUAGGUACACAUACUUUUUGUACAUUACUAUAAUUAAAAGAAAAUUGUGUUAAUACAACAGAAAAUAAAGCAUCCUUUUAUAUUUAUUAAUUACUACUAAAAAAUAAAAAAUAUAAAUUAUUGUUGUAAUAAAAAAUAUCAUAAAGAUUUAAUUUAAUUUAAGUUCAUGGUAUCACGGUCCCUUAAAAAUGUGAGACCUCAUUUUCAACUGUUUUUUCGUUUAGCAAUCUGCAAUUUCACUAUUAUUAUCUCUAAAAGAAACUGAAUGAAAUCAGUAUAUUUUCAUACGUUUAUUGUUAUAUUAGUUAAACUUUAAAAAAAUGUGUCUACAAUCAUAAAUUAAAUGUAUUUAAAUGUUAAGUACCUGUAAGGU
Pectinophora gossypiella (pink bollworm) is the source of this 3743-nucleotide messenger RNA. RefSeq names its product hemicentin-2-like. NCBI's taxonomy places the organism in Eukaryota, Metazoa, Arthropoda, Insecta, Lepidoptera, Gelechiidae. The transcript is spliced from 16 exons. The record is from RefSeq and is a predicted model, not a curated record. Bases 190 to 2490 code for a protein of 766 amino acids.